This is a messenger RNA of Spodoptera litura, 4346 nucleotides long. RefSeq lists its product as uncharacterized. The record is from RefSeq and is a predicted model, not a curated record. NCBI's taxonomy places the organism in Eukaryota, Metazoa, Arthropoda, Insecta, Lepidoptera, Noctuidae.
ACAGUGGUAUCGUAAUCUGUAUUGAUUAAAAUGUAAAUUGCGUAUGUAUUUACUACAUUUUAUCGCAUGUUAUUGUGUAUAUUUGAGGGAGAGACGGCGAAUGUCUUGGUAGCUGUGGAAUAUGAUAUUACCAUGCCCGAGUCACAUAGAAGGCAUGAUAACGUUUCGUAAAUAGGUAUUAUUGACAUCGUAAAAUAAUAUAAGAUGUAUAUGCGACUAUUAUUGAUAUAACUAUCUGUAAAUCUUUAUCUGUUACUUCAUUGUCAACAUGGUUGGUCAGCGUUAUACAAAACGGUGCCAAUAUGAAUAGCGUGGUGUUUUAGAUUUAUAGUUUAGUGACUAAUUUGUCGUGUUAACUAUAUUUAAUUAAAGUUCAGCAUGGCAGGUAACAAGGUGAAUACCAAAACAAAAGCUAAAGAAGAUAAGAAUAAAGCUAGUUCUAAGAGUAUUGGUCAAAGUGGUGAAGAAACUGAAGAAACAGACUUUGCUUUGCUUAGAAAACCUAUACCUACUAGUAUAACAGGGUUUGGCCAAGCAAGGAAGAUUUUUGACUUGGCUACAGAAGAACUCAAAGACUUAUUAUCAAAUGAGUGUGAUUUACUAUAUGAAUGCAAAGUGUGUCGAAAUAUAUUUAGGAGCUUAGCAAAUUUCAUAUCUCAUAAACGUGUUUAUUGUAAAGAGAAGUUUAGUUCUUCGUUGCAUAGCCAUUUUAUCAAUGCUACUUCAACGUAUACUGAACUGUUGAAAAUAAAACAUUUGGAGCAAGGGUAUCAGGCAUCUUUGAAGGAGAAUGUUGAAAAUGAUAAGGAAACUGAUGAUGCAGAUGACAGAGUGCCAUUGACUAAGGAUUUGACAGCAAUAGUUGAAAAAAUUGCCAAAAACAAAGGAGUAUAUCAAAAUAAUAAUGAGGAACCGGAAAUUGCUUUGCAAAAGAUACCAAAUAGUUCUGUUGCUGUCUUCCAAAGUGUUCAGUCUUCCGAGGAUAGACAGAAUGAAAAUAUGAAAGCGCAAGUAAAUGAACUAGACAGUAUCCUGUCAAGGGACAUCGCUGUCCUGCAAAGCGAUGGCAACUUCAAAGUGAAGAGUUCAGUGUCUGAAGAAUCUGAUAAUGUCAUACAAAUAAGUGAUGAUGAGGACAACAAUGAUGUUACUAAUGUACUUAAAUGUAAAAUCUGUGACAUGCAGUUCUCCACUCAAAAGACUUUGAAGUUCCAUAUGAAGUACAAACAUGUUGAAACACGUCUCGUGUAUCCAUGCCCUGACUGUCUGGAAAUUUUCUCCACAUCCUGGAGUGUCUACAGACAUCUCUUCAAGGUUCAUAGAAAAACUGCUGCACAAAUCCGAAGGCUGAGGGAAUCGAUACAAGCGAAAGCUUUCAAAAUGAACAAUCCACCAGCUUUCUAUGAAAAGCGUAAGAAUAAUAUGAAGUCGGUUACUGCACAGAAAAUUUCUGAAGAAGAAAGAUUGGAACAGGAGAAUCAGGCGUGGAUGGACAACCUGGAGUGCGACGGGUCGGCGCCGCGCUGCGGCGGCUGCGGCCGCACGUUCGAGCGCCGCGCCGCGCUCGCCGCCCACACGCACACCUGUCCGCCGCGCUCGCGGGCCCUCGCGCGCCGCCCGCACGAGACCAAGAAGAUCGAGAUACAGAUACGCAAGGACUACCACAAGGGACCCUCUGUUCACUUAAACUUGCCCGUCAAAGCUGAUGCUAACGAAAACAAAACCACUAAGGAUGAGCAGCAAGCUAUACCAAAACCUAAAGAAGAAGAAAAACAAAUUGUGAUCGAAGACAAAGAAGCUGAUGAAGACAAGGAUGAAGAUGAUGAUAAUAAGGAGGUAGAAGAUGCGGCAAUGGACGUUAGUGACGAUGAUAGCAAAUCCAACGAUGCCCCAGAAUCUCCAGAUAAAGUGCCUGAAAAACGACAAAUAGAUCCACCAAAACUUAAUAUCAGAUUGCCUUUCGCUCAUCAAGCAGAAAAAGGCAACCUAGCAGCCUUCAGACAAAGAAUUCAAUCAGAGAUAGAAAUAACCAAAAUGUUAUGUAAAAGAUGUGACGCUCAAUUUGGUGAAACACAAGAACUGUACGAUCAUGUAGCGGAACACGUCAAAUGGAUGCGAUAUGCUUGCAAGCUGUGUAACUUCAAGCAUUACUACUUUGAAAAGUUACCUGAACAUGUAAAAGUUGUUCAUAAACUGAAAGGUGAUAAAGAUUUUUAUUACAGUACUGUGAAAGCCAUUGAUGGUCCUGAAGCUUUAGAACUGUGUGAGUCGACGGACGAACUGCCUGAUGCUGCUGAAACAAGUCCAGAGUCGAGACGGCCUAGCCGAUGCUCCAGCGAUUCCAGUAGAUUAUCUGAUGACAGUUCCUCAAGCAGCACCCGAGUAGAAGGAUUAAGUAGAAAGAGAAAAGUUUUCCACACCAAAACUAAUGCGAAAAAGAGAAAGGAAUUUGUUAGUAAACCAAUUCAAGACAAGGAUGGAGAUUCUUCCGUGGACAAAAGUAUCAAUCUAGACAACUAUUCAUCUACUACUGUCAAAAACUUUGAAGAAAAUUCUUCUGACUUGGAUGACAUUGAUGCUAAAAAGCAAUUAUCUAACGAAAACGCGUCAUCUGUCGCUUCUAGAAGACCAGUUAGGAGAAGAACGAAACCUAAGAAUGCAGACUUUGAAUAUGAUUUAUCAAAUUUACUUAAAAUGGAAGCGCAAGGUUAUAGAGAUUCUAUUUCAAUGGCUACUGCCAAAUCAGGACAAACCAAGAAAAAAGCUCAAGAGGUACAAAGUAACUAUGAUAAUAUUAACAAAGAAUGCUGUGGAGCACUGAUCACAUUGUCAAAGAAGUGUGUUGAAAGAGCCAGUGCACAUAUAAAAACCGAUUUCACUACGAUUUGCCCCCAAAAAGAUAUAAGACUACCAAAUGUAUUUGUUAGACCAAUGUUACCUAAGCUUAUUUCGAGAGGAGAUAAAAUAUCUCCUAAGAAAGAAAAUAAUGAAGAUACGAAAGAAUCUCCUAGUCCAGUAAAAGAAGUGCCUGAAAAAGCUUCCACAGUUAAAAAUGUUCCUGUUGAAGAAGUUUCCAAAGUUAAAGAUGAAGGGAUAAAUUCAAAGCCCGAAUUAGUUGAAACUGCAGUUGUAAGUGCAGUUUCCUCUAAAGAACAAAAUAGCAUAAAACCUAUUAUUCCUGAAAUAAUUAAACCGAAAAGUCUUCCUUCGGUUGUUCCUUUCAAGUUUCGUCGUCAGAGUCUAGAAGUUAUGAAAAAUCCUAUUAUAAAUAAAAAUAUUUCGGAUUUCACAAAAUCCGGAUUGAAAACUAAAAUACUAGUCAUCAAGCCAAUCAACAGAAAUAAAGAUGGGACACAAGUGUCUCCACUUAAAUUCCAAACAAUAAAACUGAAAGAUCCAAAUAAAAGGAAUUCGAGUGAGGACCAAGAUCAGGUAGUCGUUGUUAAAGUUCCUAAGGUGGAAUGCGCUAUAGCUCAACCAAUUAGUAAAGUACCUAAUAAAAAUCAAGAAACAGCAUCUCCGGCGUCUUCCGAAACACCAGUAGAAACUUCAAAGCCAGCAAUAACAACACCGACUGAAAAUUCAAAAUCAUUAACACCUGAAGAUAUAAAUAAUGAUACGUCUGAUACUACUGUAUCAGAUACUAACGUAGAGAAAAAUGUACCCACCGACAUUGAAGAAUGCAUUUCAUUAGAUAAUGACACUAUGGAUUCGAAAUCUGAAGACAGACUUCUUGAGGACGAUGAUGAUGAUAUUGUAGAAGAAACUAUUGACGAAUCUGUAAUAAGUAAGGAAACGGCUACAGAAGUUAUUGACACAACUGUAUUAUAGACUUUAUAUAAAUUAAGAAAUGACGGAAACAUUUAUUUUAGUUUAUGCUUUAAAGCACUUUUGUUUAACGUUUAAAUCAACUAGAACCUACGCCCUUAGGUAGAAAUAACAAAUUAAAUAGAUAUUAAGAAACAAAUUGUUUAUUUUCAUUUAUUUAGGUUUUUACAUUAAUUUGUAUUGUGUCCCCGAUCUCUGACGUCAUCUUCAGGUCCCAAGGUCAGGUUUAUAUUCGUUUAUCGCUUAAAAACUCCCAUGCUGAGACGUCUGGAGGUCAAUUCUGGGAAUUGACUUUCUUUCAAUUCUUGAAUUUUAAAGUAAAAGUCUAUUUUUUAUCGCGGCUCCGCCCCGGUUCGGGUCGCGUUAAUAUUGCUCACGACUAAAGACGUCUCACCCACGAUGAGAAGAGUCAUUUUGAUGAUUUUGCCCCUUAAUGAAAAUGCUAGUCAAGAAAAUCUACCUUUGGUGGUUGAUAAUUUUGAGGUGUAGGAGACUGCAGGGCAAAGUAUUAUUCGGUU